UGAAAUCAAUCUGACUGAAGAUUUAACAGCCUGACAGAAUUAGAAAGAAGAAAUUGUUGAAACCACAUUUUGAACAAAUGGUAGCACAAAAAAGUUCAGCUGGCUUAAAAAAACAGACAUUUCACAUUCAAACUUUGAUCAGAAAGUCUUUAUUGUUUAAAUAAGUUUUAUCAGAUUCAAAAAGUGAAAGCCGUCUUUAAAAAAGUUUAACUGUUUAUUUCCAUACAAAGUAAGGCCACCACCAUUUCACGUCAUCCAUCUGUUUACACAGUCUCCCCCUCCACGCCCUCAACCUAACAUUACUUGUGCAACAAAAAUAGUGAGCAAUAUCUUUGAAGUUUUGAGCCAGCUGACAGCUCAGACGAGUGAAACAAAGACGUAUGUAAUUAACAUCUAUGACUGCAGUUAACAAAAAACGGAUUUCCUAAAAAAAAAAAGCUUUAUUGGUCUUAUACCAGGCUAAACUUUAAACGGGAAAAAUACAUCUCAGUAAAAACCUUAGGGGCCUUUAAUGUGAAAAAAAUAUGUUAACUAUUUAUAUGAAUAUAUAUUUACAAAUACAAAAAUGCUUAAAGCAAAAAAACAAUUAUGCAUUUGGGUAAAUGUAUUUAUUGAUGUUAAAAAAACGUAUGCUAUAAGUUGGUAAUUUUUUUAAACACCUUUUUUGCUGUGUGAUGGAAAUUGUGCUUUCCUCUGAUGACAAGAAUUACACAAUGCUUGUAUCAUUUCAUUACAACCGCUAUAAGAAAAUGUUUCUGUACUUUGUGGAGAAGAAAAACAUAUCCAAGUAUUUCUGAAAACACGGAUCUAUAAUUAUGAUGCUUCAAUUAUUAAAAAAUAAAUAAAAAAAAUGAAAAGGCUUUUGGUUAAGCUAUAGGAAUUACUAAUUGUUUUAUGUUUGUUUAUCUGUUUUUUUUCCUGACAGAAACCUUUUGUAAACUAUUUUAAAAGCAAUAUGACGCAGAUGUAAAUCAGCAAUUAAAAAAUCUCUGCCUCAAUAAUUAAGUACCGGUAUUAGUCUGAAAAUAUGAAUGGGUUUGCUGUUUUAGCGAAUACAAAAUCCCAUAUUGGCCCAUAUGGAACUUUUUUUCUCUCCCAGCAUUCAAAUUAUGCUAAUCUUAAUAGACGAUUCUACUUUUUCUUUUUUCAUGCCUGUAGAAAAAAACAAUGUACAAUGGGAUUACCCUUCUUUUAGGGUUUGAACACUUGCAACAGUUGAAGAAAAAAGUUUCUCAUUGAAUUUUUUUCUUCUAAUUCAAUUUGAAAUUUGAUCAUGCAAUUUGAAUGUGAACUAUUGGUGAAAAAUACAUUAACUUGAAUCCGUGCUCUGCAAGUCAGUGCGCAGGGAUAAAUUUCCCAGUGCGCAUGACGUACCAGGGAUCUGCAAAAUAAUGAGUCGCUUUGGCUUUUAUUUUGCUUUUCUCUUCUUGCUAGUGAAAAGCCCGAGUGUGCUUCUGUUCCUGUGUUUCGCCAUUUACGUUUACAUGCAUUACAGGACACGAUAACGAGGUUUUGCGUCGCAAACACAGAGGAUGGCAGUGGCACCUAAGUGGAGCGGGCAGAACGUCUCCUCUCAGCAUCCAUGUCAUCUUUUCUUCUCAAAACGCGUCAAGGAUCUAUCGUCCUUGUCACCGCUGCUGUAGAUGGCGUCAGAGACUGGAGUGAUAAAAUGCGCUGUUCUCGUUCCGGAGGUCGACAGCGAAAACCGGGUCAGAUGGAGCUGUUUGCGUUACCGAGCCGCGAUAAGACCUGCGGAGCUGAUAAGAGAUCUUUAAAAGGCGGGGAUGCUCCAAAACACACAGCUUCUAAUCAACCGACCACAGCAUUCAAAACAGCCGGAAAAAGCACCCCAGACCAUGAUAGCUCCUCCUCUUCUUUAGAUUACGUUUCUGGUGGGAUCUUUUUGUCAUGCCAGUAACGUCGGAAGCCAUCAGGACAAAUAAGGUGACCUCUUUUCUCAUCAGAGGAGAGGACUUUCUUCCACUUGUGUUUGUUCAUGUGUUUGGUAUUCCUUCAUAAAGCCCAACCAGGCAAUUUUGUGGCAUUGAUGGAGAUGCGGCCUAUGAAGACGUUUUUUGUUUUUGGAGCCCUCUCUUGUAGAUGCCUUGUGAUCAUCACUGAGCAACAGUCAGCACCAGCGAUGGUCUUAAUUUGGGUCAAGGACCAUCCUGUUUCUUGGCGCACAGCCCUUUGGAUUCUUCGUUUCAGUGCCAGUAUAAUGUUUUUGGGUUUGCCACUUGACUGUUUUGUUCCGUUACCCUCAGAGUCUUUUGAAAAAUUCAAAACCACUGCAUUGCGUCCUACCUCAGCAGCUAUGGCACAUUGUGAGAGACCUUGCUAAUGCAGCUAAAUAAUCAGCGGCAGGAUUCAAUUACUCAUUAGAAAAUACUCUUAAAUGCACAUUUUGGCACUAAUUGAAGCUUUUAAAGGCUGUGAUCUUAAACUUUUGAACAGUCCGUUUCAUUUAAAUAGCUAUUUUCAACAAAUUGGCAGCUCAAAAUAUUUGUUAUCUUGCAUUUUGAAUCUCUAUUUAGAACCUUGUUAAGGUACAGCUUUUAUGAAUGCAAAGUCUUGCAUUUUAUUAACUGAUCUUAAGAUCUUGAUCAGGAAAGUUAACACAUAGCGAAAUAUUGCUUUCAAUGCAAAUACAUUAUUUAAAUAUUGAUGCCUUCUCCAUUUUUUAUUUGUAUUUAUUCAUGUAAUUCUUUUCAAUAACGUUGUAUUUUUUGUAUUUUAUCACACACAUUUCUUUAUGUUUUUAUUUAUAAAACAUUUUGUGUUCUCUGUUCUCCCCAGUUCUCAUCUGAUUGCUCUUGACAUCACCCUUUAAGGCUCUAGGUACCAAUGGGUCUCAUUGUGUCUGUUUGGUUUAACGCCAGGACAACUAGAAAACCCCCAUCCCCAUCAGCCUUUUUUCUGCUGGCUGUCCCGACCUCUUCCCGUCUCGCCCUCGCCCUCGCCGCCUCCCCAGCAUCUCCAGUAGACAGAGAAUCGCGCUGGAGCUCACACUGCUGCUCCCCUCACCUCGUGCUGUCACCAUGCAAACGGGAAGUGACACGAACGCCCACUGAGAUGAGCAGUGAUGGAGUGAGGGCUGAGGUGGGUGUGAAGAGUGGGCUUCACCUGUGGGAGUUAUUAUGGAGCCCCGGACACAGAGGAAGUCACGCAGUCAUAGGAGUUUCCGCGCUGGACUGUCCCCUCCAGGCCUCAGGUUACAGCGUGCUCGUGGGAGGAGACUCCCAGUCUUGGGGGUGGGAGCUUGUGAGCAAUCAGCUUUGGCAUUCUGGGAAAAUGCUGGAGCAUUAUCCAGGUAAAGAGAAGAGGAACCCCUCUAAGAAUGCAGACAGCUUAGGACCAGAACUUUUCUCUUCAUCAAACAGGAAGGAAUCAGAAGCGCCUUUGCUCAUUCCUGAACGCAUCCUGCUGGUCUUGGACGCUGACGCAGGAACUCUGGGAUUUGUUGUUGAUGAGAACUUCCUUGGUGUAGCUUUUAAGGAUCUCCCUCGUGGGGUGGAACUGUUUCCAGCAGUAAGCAGCGUGAGAGGAGGAGCCCGCAUACAACUACGUUAUCUGAACGGCAGCACAUGUGAACCCCCACCCCUGAUGGCAUUAUGUGGACUUUCUAUUCGCAGAGUUUUAGGAAAACAAGAGCAAACCCAUGUGGAGAAACUGCCUUUACCACCCUAUCUCCAGCAUCAUCUGUUACAUUCGUACUAAUUCUGUGCACUGUUUCACAAAAAAAGAUUGUUUCAUUAAUGUUUUACAAAAAUGUGUCUAUGUCUGUUAGGAAAUUUAUUGUAAAUAGAAAGUGAUAUUUUUGAAAGUAUUUGUUUUCUUUUAAUGUAGUUUUUGCAAACGUAAACUUCAACACAGUUGGAAUCUUUUCUCAGAAAAUGAGUAUUUCAGCUUUAAACAAUAAAGUCUAUUCUAUGUAUAUAAUACCCUCAUCCAUCCAUCCAUUUUCUAAAACUGCUUAAUCCCUUAUGGGGACACAUGGAGGCUGGAGCCAACCCAGCUACUGUUGUGCGCAGGCAGGAUACACCUUGAACAGGUUGCCAGUCUGUUGCGGAUAAAAUACACCACUGUAAUUUACAACAAAAUUUGUUAUUUUAUUUAAAGUUUUACUAAAGUUUUAAAAUUUGUAGUUAUAAAUAAAUGAAGGCAUAUCUGGCCCAAUUUAUGUGAAAUCAAAGACAACCUGUCUACUCAACAAGCUUCAAAAACAAUGUCAAGCUUAGCAAUGAGUUUUUAAAAAUUGAACCAUGUAAUCAAACAUGACUGAGAAAUAGUUAGUGCAAAUAUAUUUUACAUUAUAUAGUUAGUGUCAAUACAUGUACAGCAAAUCAACAACUAAAUGACAACAAAAUAUAUUUUUCUGUAUAUUUGGUGACUGAACAAUCAUAAAUGAGGUGCAACUUUGUUAAAGCUGUGCUACAAAUCAAACAAACAAACAAACAAAGAACUCCAUGCAAGAUCCCAGAAUUUGUCAGGAAUGUGGUUGUGGAGACCAAUCAAUUAUUUUUACUUUUAUGAAUUACCAAUAAAUAUAUGAUGUAAAUAUUGAUGACCCAACAAAUACAUAGAUAAACACAGCUGCACAAAAAGUUAAAUAUACAGGAUUAGCAUCAAUAAAAAAUACAUUCUGAGAGUAAAUAGAGGAUAAUUCACUGAAAUUAAACAGCUUCAGAUAAAAGCCUCAUUUCUGAUUGGGGCUGGCACGAUUUAACAAACAAAUAAAUAAAAUUAAAUUACAAUGAAGAAGAAAAAAAGUGACCUUAACAGCCAAAACGUUGAUCAACUAAACCCCCAAAAAGCAUCAAUUCACGCAGAUGUGUAUUUGAUUUGCUGACAAUAGGCUACAGGUCAUUAAAAAUAUAUAUUAAUAUAUAUUUUUAGAGGAUUUUUAAAUUUCCCGUUUUUUAAAAAUAAGUAAGUAAUAACUUAAAUCUUUCCAUACUUCAUAGUAUUAUGUAUGUUAAAGCAAACUGUUAAAACAAACAUUAGAAAAGCUUGGUUUAUUCACUACUAAACGUGCUUGUCUGUCGGUCUGCACGGUUCGGUUCUGGGUCCGUGCUAUGACUGAGCAAAGAGGAGGGGAAGUGUCCCACUUUUACAAAAGUCUGUCCAGCUGCUGCGGGGAUGUUUUCUCUUUAAAAAUAAGAAUCUACAGAAAUAAAUGGCAGGAUCUCUGGGAGAGCUGGGAGGAAGAGGAGUGGUUUUGGGGGCCCCUGGUUUGAAUGAAGAGGACGAAGAGGAGGAAGAGUCCUCUUUAGUUUUGCUGAGUGUUUUGGUACAGCAUGGCCAGGUUGGGCUUUGCUUCUAUGACAGCGGGGACUCCUCUUUACAUUACAUGGUAGACACUCCUGACAACUAUGAUCUCCACCUUCUGGCCAGAGUCAUUCGGGAGAUUAGUCCCCACGUUAUCAUUACAAGUGCCAAGAUGGAGCACUGCAUGACUCGAUUCCUGCAGCAUCUUGCCUCCAUUCCUCACUACAAACCAGAGGUGGUGACUUAUCCAUAUGUUGAUUUUGGUUUGGAGGUCGGUAAGCAGAGACUCCUCUCGGCUCAUCUGCCUCUACUGCCCGCCUCCAUCACAGAAAGAGACAGAAUGUCCUACCUCUCUUCCUGCAUUACUUUCGAUUCGCCUCUGAUGCUCAGGGCAGUGGGUGCUCUGCUAAAAUGUCUGGACAGGAGGAGAGUGGGAGUGGAGCUGGAAGACAGCAGUGUUGGAGUUCCGAUCCUACAAUUCCAUGCCUACACACUCAAAGGUGGAGUAUAUAUUGACAGUGACACAUACAGUGUCCUCCAAAUCUUCAAGUCAGACAUGCACCCAUCAGUGUACAAGCUGCACUCAGGUGAAAAGGAAGGACUAAGCCUUUAUGGGAUUAUGAAUCGAUGCAGAUGCAAGUUUGGUGCCAAGCUGCUAAGGCAGUGGUUCCUCAGGCCAACGCAGGACCUGGCAGUGUUGUGCAGGAGACAGGAAGUGAUCCGUUUUUUCACCUCGCCUCAGAAUUCGGAUGUCCUGAGCACACUGCAGAGCCUGCUACGCAACAUCAGAAACAUACCAAGUCUCCUGCGCCGCAUGUCUUUGGCCAACACCAAGGUGACAGACUGGCAGAGUCUUUACAAGACUGUGUACAGUGUGGUGUGUGUCAGAGACUCGGUGCGACACCUGCCUCAAUCCAUCGGGGUGUUUCGUGACAUCAGCGGAGGGUUUUCUGAUGAUCUCAGCUACAUCACUGCCCUCAUUGGCCGAAUCGUGGAUUUUGAAGCCACCGUACAGGAGAACCGCUUCACAGUCAAACCCAAUGUGGAUCCUGCGAUAGAUGAGAAGAAAAGGAGGAUGGCGGGACUGUCCGACUUCCUGACGGACGUUGCUCGAAGAGAACUUGAACAUCUGGAUCCUCGCGUUCCAUCGUGUUGUGUCAUUUACAUCCCUUUGAUUGGAUUUCUGCUCUCUUUGCCACGGCUGCCAAGCAUGGUGGAGAAGGAGGACUUUGAGAUGGAGGGUCUUGAAUUUAUGUUUCUGUCGGAGGAUCGAUUGCACUACCGCAGCCAGAGAACCAGGGAGCUCGACGAGCUUCUUGGAGACAUGCACUGUGACAUCAGAGAUAUGGAAACCGCAGUGAUGACCCAGUUGCAGAAUGCAAUCCUAGAGAGGAGUCCUUCUCUUUAUCAGGUUCUGGAUCUUAUUGCUGAGCUGGACUGCCUGAUGGCUAUGAGCAGUGCCUCCCAGGAGUACAGUUACACUUCCCCCAAGCUGGCCAGCCACAAAAAAAUAACAAUCACACAGGGCAGACAUCCACUGCUGGAGCUCUGCUCUCCUGUCUUUGUGGCAAAUUCCUUCCAGAGCUUUGAUAAAGAGGGAAGAGUUAAGAUCAUCACCGGUCCCAAUUCUUCAGGCAAAAGUAUCUACCUUAAGCAGGUGGGUCUGAUCGUUUUCAUGGCUCUGAUCGGCUCGGAUGUACCGGCGAAGGAAGCAGAAAUCGGUUUGGUGGACGGCAUCUACACGCGCAUGCAGAGCAGAGAGUCUGUGUCUGUGGGCCUCAGCACCUUCAUGAUCGACCUCAACCAGAUGGCCCAGGCUCUGAACAGCAGUACUGGCAACUCAUUAUUACUCAUUGAUGAAUUUGGAAAAGGGACGAACUCGGUGGAUGGUCUGUCUUUGCUGGCUGCUUCAGUCUGUCACUGGCUGAGGAAGGCUCCUGUGGAUGUUCCUCACAUCUUGCUGUCUACUAACUUCCACAGUCUGCUGCAGCUAGGCCUGCUGCCAGCGAGCAGAAUGGUAUCUUUUCUGACCCUGGAGACUGCCGUGGAUGGAGAUGAGUUGGUGUUUUUGUACCAGCUGAGGGAAGGAAUCUGCCAGUCGAGCUACGCAGCCAAUAUCGCAUCCCUUGCAGGGCUGCCAGCUCGCCUGGUACACAGAGCAGUGGAGGUGUCGGAACAUUACAGAACAGGAAAGCCCAUCAAACGCACCCAGGGAGCUUCGUCUGACGAAAAGGAAAAGAGGUGCAAGAUUAUGGUGGAGAAGUUCCUGAGCCUCGACCUGGACAACAAAGAUUUGGACCUAAAGAGUUUUAUGAAAGAGGAAAUCCUGCCCUCUGCUGGAGAGCCACAGAACUCCAGCUGAACUCAUCCACUGUUAUUUUGUCCAUAAAUGUUUCAGGUUAAGAGCAGAAGCACAAAGAACACAUGAUCUCUGUUGGAGUGAGAGAAACGUUUUAUGUUCUGUGUAUGUUACAAAGGUUGAGGUUACAAAACAGGAAAGGACAUUUUAUUUAACGUUUUCAAGCAUUUUGUGUUGAAAAAUGAUCAAAUAAACAGAUAUUUUUGUUUUAACGG
Messenger RNA from Oryzias latipes (Japanese medaka), 7842 nucleotides. Lineage: Eukaryota; Metazoa; Chordata; Actinopteri; Beloniformes; Adrianichthyidae. The record is from RefSeq and is a predicted model, not a curated record.